AUGACCGAGAAGAUGAGGACUCACCUCUCAAAGUAUUACCUUAAAGCUGGGUCAAUUGGCUCUUUCUCUGACUUAGCUUCGGCGUUUAAAGCGAGAUUCAGGACCAACAUCCCCAUGCAGAAGAGUUCUAGUGACUUAAGGAAGUGCAAACAAGGAGAGCAGGAAACCCUAAAGAACUUCGUGGAGAGAUUCAAUAAAGAAGCAGUGCAUAUCAAAAAUUUGAAUCAUGACACAGCGUUUAAGGCAAUGAAGAUGGGAACAAGAUUUGAAGAACUUCGAGAUAAGAUCUUGAUGAAGAAGCCAACCACUUUUCAAGACUUGAUGCUAAUUGCACACAAAUACGUCGAGUUGGAUGAAGCCCGAAGAACUCUGAUGAAACAACAUGAGCCAACUAAGCAAGACAGCUCCAGAUAUCGAGGAAAGAAGGAGGAGGAUAGACCCCGGACUCAGAGAUAUAGAGCAGGGCAUAAACCUUAUGACUUUACACCACUAAAUAAUGCACCAGUCUAUAUACUUAGCUGGAUGAAGCAGAAUCGAGUAAUGUUCAAUGCACCCAGGAAAAUGGAUCCCGACGUCCAGAGAGACAAGAGCAGGAAGGGCGAACCAGUGGAAAAGGAGGAGAAAAGCAAGAAUAAGAAAGAUGUAGUAGGGGUAGUGCAUAUAAUAGAUGGAGGAGAGCCUUAUAGAAAUACCCAGAAGAAGAAGAGAAAUAGAAGAGGGUCAGCAACCAUUUUCGCAAUCGAAAGAGAGAUAGUCCCGGAAGUAUCAUUCGGACCAGAUGAUGGGCAACAUGUCAAAGGCCCGCACAAUGACGCGUUGGUGAUAGAGGCAGUGAUCAGAAAUCACCUUGUCAAACAAAUUCUAGUAGAUGAAGGCAGCUCUGUGAACCUAUUAACUCUUGAAGCAUUUAAAGAAAUGAAAGGCUCAACAACCGAUUUGCGGAAGUCCUCUAUCCCACUCGUCGGACUCGGAGGAGCACCAGUACGACCGGAAGGGAUGGUGAGCUUAUAUGUAGAGUUAGGAGACAAAAAGGAAGGGCCAAUUAAGAGGAUGCAUGCUCAGUUCAAUGUAGUAGACCUUCCUCUAGCGUACAAUGGUAAAGUGGGCAGACCAUUUCUAUACCAAUCGGGCGCAGUAACCAGUAUUAGACUUCUGACCCUAAAGAUGCCUACGUCAGAAGGAGAAGUAGUUGUUAGAGGGAACCAAGAGAUGGCCAGAGAGAAACGUAGUAGAGGAGGAAGAGUCACAGGGGGCAGAGCCGGUAGGAGAUAUGAAGGAGCUACACUUACAGAGACUAAGGCAGUCAAAAUAGGUGCGGACGUACCAGAAGAGGUAGUCCAAGAGAUAAUAAAGAUACUAAAGAAGAAUGCGGAGUCCUUUGCAACAGAACCAUCAGAGAUCGUGGGAAUUGAUCCCAAGGUAGCGUCACACAAACUAAACGUGAAUCCAGGGAGCAGACACAUAGUCCAGAAGAAGAGGCGAUUCACAAAGGAAAGACAGAAAGUAAUUGCGGAAGAAGUGGAUGUACUGGAAGCAACAUGGUUCAUCCGAGAGGUCCAUUACCCAUAA
Messenger RNA from Mercurialis annua (annual mercury), 1569 nucleotides. RefSeq lists its product as uncharacterized. The transcript is spliced from 4 exons. The coding region runs from base 1 to 1569 and encodes 522 amino acids. The record is from RefSeq and is a predicted model, not a curated record. NCBI's taxonomy places the organism in Eukaryota, Viridiplantae, Streptophyta, Magnoliopsida, Malpighiales, Euphorbiaceae.